AGACCGCAGUACAAACCAUUCACAUUACAGCACUGCCGCGUUCAAGUGUGGGAUGUUUCUUGCGGGUAUGGACAGAUGCAGUAACAAACUUUGACCGUCGUCGCCGCAAUAACGAUGUUACUCGCGUAAUUGGCUCAUCGUUUUGCAGGGCUUGUCUGCUUAUAAAGGGGUAUUUUUUGCCUGGGGUCACUAAACACGCCACUCUCGAGAGACAUGCAUUGCUUUACAAUCCUCGCCGCACUGGCUGUGCCUCUUCUCGCCGGGGCUCAAAAUACGCACGUCAUACAAGUCGGCGGCACCGCGACCGAAACCGGCGGCAUCUUCCAGUUCAUCCCGCCCAACAUCACUGCCACCGAAGGAGACGUCGUUACCUUCAACUUUUCCGGGGCCCCAGGCAACCACUCGAUCACCCAAUCCAAUUUAGCGAACCCCUGCACGCCGCUGAGCGGGGGUUUCGAUUCUGGCUGGGUUUUCAUCUCAGGUCCGGGACUUUCGCCUACUCCGCAGUGGAACCUUACUGUCACGAAUGCCUCUACCCCCAUCUGGUUCUACUGCAAACAGCUCGUGCCAAGCCCGCAUUGCGAAGUAGGGAUGGUUGGAGCCAUCAAUGCACCCAUGUCGGGCAACGCAACUUUUGAUGCCUUCCUCAAUAAUGCGAAGGCGUUCUCUGGGUCGCCAGGCCAAGAGGUCGGUGCGCUGGUAGGACAAGGGGCUUCCGCAUCUGCCGUCCCCGCACCCAUCCCUAGUGGAGCAUCGCUCUUUGGUUCGCCAGCAGCGAGUGCUACGGCGCCGGCGGCGACAACCGGAGGUAGUGGUACUGCUAGUCCAUCGAGCAGUGCAUCAGGUUCUGGGUCGUCCAGUGCAGCGACAGGUCUUAGUGCAUCUGGGUUAUGGGCGGGCGUUGCAAUGAUUAUGGGUCUUGCGUUGGCUUGAUCGUCGGGACUAAUCAAACAUUUCUUGGUCGUCAAAAUGUAUGUAGAGUCCUUUCAAGUAUUAAG
Desarmillaria tabescens is the source of this 998-nucleotide messenger RNA. RefSeq lists its product as uncharacterized. The transcript is spliced from 6 exons. The record is from RefSeq and is a predicted model, not a curated record. NCBI's taxonomy places the organism in Eukaryota, Fungi, Basidiomycota, Agaricomycetes, Agaricales, Physalacriaceae. The coding region runs from base 214 to 933 and encodes 239 amino acids.